This is a messenger RNA of Solanum tuberosum (potato), 1054 nucleotides long. RefSeq names its product coiled-coil domain-containing protein 93. The transcript is spliced from 9 exons. Gene Ontology annotation, biological process: Golgi to plasma membrane transport. NCBI's taxonomy places the organism in Eukaryota, Viridiplantae, Streptophyta, Magnoliopsida, Solanales, Solanaceae. The record is from RefSeq and is a predicted model, not a curated record. Bases 117 to 899 code for a protein of 260 amino acids.
UUAAUUCAAUUUUCUAUUUGAUAGAACAGGUAAUCCUAUCAACUAUUCCACCAUCUCCUUGAUAUAACUCAAAUUGUUUGUACGGAACUUGCAGGAGGAAUCGUUCGGAAAUAAUAAUGGAAGAACUGAAAAAAGAUGAUUUGCUGAGUGAGAUAAAGCAACUACAAGAAAAAAUUGACGGUGAUCCCACUGCGCAGAAGAUAUUAUCGCUUCUCGAAACAACCAAGGCCCUUGACAGCCAAGAAUCUGAACUCCAAUCUAGGUGCAUAUUAGAACAUGCUAAAUUGCAAACUAAGGUUGAUGAGUUUGAGGAGCUACUGCAAAGAGGCAAAGAGAUGACGUUCUCUGAAAAUUUGGACCAUACUUUUCGGGACUCCACUGAGAAGCUUGAUUUCGCGAAGAGGGAACUUGCAGCUAAAUUGAGGUCAACUCUGUCAUUUAAACGGCAGCUCGAUGACGUGCAAUCACAAGCUGAACUCAUUCAGUAUGAACUCCGAUUGUCAGAACUUUAUACUCAUAUUCAGGCCAAGGAUCGUCAAACCCGUAAAUACUAUGCUACUUACAAUACAUUGUUGGGGAUAAAAGAAUUGAUGCUAAAGGAAACAUCAUUACUGAACUCCAUACGCUCACAGUUCAAAGAUGCUCUUACUAGCCCUGCUGGUCGAAAGAAACUAAUUGAUUCCAUGGAAGGAAUUCUGCACGGGACUCAACAGAAGCUGGAAAAGGUGCAAAUUGCUCUACAGUCGGAGCAGAAAGCUCAUGAAGCUCUCAAGGGGCAAUAUGCAGCUGCAGUUUCAGAGCAAAGGCAUUACAAUUCUAUCUUAGAGGCUUUCCAGGUGGAAUGUGCUAGGAAUGAAAGAAUUCGCAUGCAGACUUCACAAGAACAUUUAACAAGUUGAUUAAAUUUAUAUAUACUAGUUUGUUCAAGUCAUGCACAAUGUAGAUUCUGAAAAAUAAUGUUAGUAAUUAUUGAAGUAAAUUUUUAAUUAUACAUGAAGGUACAAAUAUAGUUAAUUCCUUAUAUCAUAUUCGUGGUGCAUAUCAUUUUCAUUUA